This is a messenger RNA of Didymodactylos carnosus, 739 nucleotides long. The record is from the annotation of a GenBank genome assembly. Lineage: Eukaryota; Metazoa; Rotifera; Eurotatoria; Philodinida; Philodinidae.
AUGGCUUCAAAAGAUCGUUCAUUAGCUGCUAAUUUUAAUCGAAUAGUGUUAAUACGUAAUGUAAAUUUUGGUCAUUUAGUUGCAUUAAAGUUUAAUGAUCACGAUUAUGAUGGUUAUAAAUAUGAACUAAAACAAAUAAUUACCGAUCUAUGUGAUGAUCAAAAUAUGAAACAAGAUUAUUUAAAGAAAAUUGAUUCUGUAUUAUUGUCAUCCUACAGUGAUAAAGAAAUAUCUAAAAGGUAUAAAGAAGAAAUAAUUGAUUUGAUGAUACGUCAUAGAAAGACUUCAUUCAGGAGAUAAAAAAGAUAGAAGAAUUAAAUGUUAAAAACAAAGUGAAAUUAAACAAGGCAUUCAAAAUCUUUAUGAUCUUUUACAAAAUUCAAACGACGAUGAUGAAAUUAGAAAAAACCUAAAUAAAAUAAUUGAGAAUGAAGAAGUAAUAAAAUCGAUUGCAUCAAAACUUGAUAAGAUAAAUUUAAGUAUAUGUGAACUUAAAAGCCAAAAUAAAAACUUAGAGCAGGGUCAAGAUAAGAUAAAACAUUGCCGUUACAAAUUUGAGCAAGAAUAUAGGAAACAGAGUUGAUACAUUAAAACAAGGACAAGAUGUUUAAAUUUAAACCAGCCAUAGAAUAUUGGAAAAAGAAAAUCAAUGUAUUUUUGUCCAGAAUGUUCUAACAUGUUCUUGUAUAGGUUUUCUGGAAAACUCCAGUUUUCAUCCACUCACAUUAUGGUCCCUCGA